AUGUUCAACAUCGAAUCCACAGCCGAUCCUACCGCACUCGAUGACGGAACCUACCUCUUCGACCAAACUCACGAUGAUCUCCUAUCGAUGCCAAUGUCCAAUGAUAGUAUACAUCUGAAAGGCGGCAUCACACCUAUACCUGGGUUUAGUAACUUGGGCUACGGCCGGGAAUCGAGUGCAUCGUCCGUGCACUACGGCGAUUCUCACGAUACAUCGGAACUGGGUACAAGUCACGAGGGAGAAGGGUCUACCCCAAGCGCUUUCGUUAAUGGAUAUGGGACCAACUAUACUCCUUCGCCACUGCAAAAACCAUUCACACCAAACUCAGCCAUCAACGGCAUGACUAAUACUCAGAACAAACAAAUAUCGCAUUUGAACGACGACAAUUCGCAUGCGAUUCCUAACGGAAACGACGCGAAACCCCAUCUAUCAUUAAGGAAUCAUCGAGGGGAUGCUGCAUUCAUGGCAAGAACACCACAAAGCCUGAGUCGCGCAUCACAAUCAUCUUCAACUCCUGAGCUCCCACAGCCGCACGAGCAACAGAAGAAGCAUCGGAGAACAAAUUCGCUCCCGGUAAAAGGGAAAGUCAACGAGAUGAAGGCAAAUUCAAGCAUACCUGCAGAGCUCUCGUGGCCGGAGUUUGGCCGACAGUGCAUUCUAGCAGCGGAGAACAGCCGGCUGAAUCCGUUCACCUUACAUCCUGCUGAGUACAAGCUGUUACGAGAACAUGUAACUCACGCCCAGGUCACCAUUUAUCUGAACAUCAGGAAUGCGAUACUUCGGCUAUGGCAUCGCAAUCCUCUGGUGUAUGUCUCUUUCGAAGAAGCUGCAGGAUGCGCCCGCGACAAGCGCCAUUUCGGUCUAGCGAGGAUAGCAUAUCUAUGGCUUAUGCGGAACGGCUAUAUCAAUUUCGGAUGUGCUGAAGUACCUGACACUACCGGUACACUCCCAAAAUCGAAGGUCAAAGUCGCACGCAGACGUUCAAUCAUCGUGGUCGGUGCAGGUAUGUCAGGAUUAGGAUGCGCUCGCCAUCUGGAAGGAUUGUUCGCCCAGCUAGGUGAUCAAUUAACAGAAGCGGGCGAACUUCCACCGAAGAUCACAAUACUAGAAGCUCGUCCGCGUGUUGGUGGCCGGGUUUACUCGCAUCCUUUUCUCAAUCAGCUCAGCUCAACGCUCCCUCCUGGACAUCGUUGUACAGCUGAGAUGGGCGCCCAGAUCGUCACCGGAUUCGAGCACGGCAACCCGUUGAACGCGAUCAUCCGAGGUCAGCUCGGUAUACCCUACCAUGGCCUCCGCGAUAAUACUAUACUAUACGACUACGAUGGGACAGUGGUGGAGAGAAGCCAGGACAUCCUGGUUGAGAAGCUGUACAAUGAUGUCUUGGAAAGAGCGGCAGUAUAUCGGAACAAGCCAGCGGCUCGUAGGACAGUGGAGGGUGAUCGUAAUUUGAUGGCCUUUGGUCGUGAGCCAGCCGAUGUCGACGGGCCUACCGUUGCUGAGCUAGAACACUCUGAUGCUCCUUUGGUCGCGAAUGCUACGAGCACAGCGUCAACGAAGCAAGAAAAACCAACAACGGGGGUAGAGAAGCUAGCGGGCAGGGCAUAUCAGCUCAGCGCAGGCUUCAACCCGGAUGUUACGGCAGCUCAAACGGUCCAAAGUAUGGGUUGGGAGCUCAAAGCGGGUGCAUCAAAGAUGCAGUCUUUAGAUCUCGAUACGAUUGCGAGAGCAUCCGAGUAUCCCACACUUGGACAGACAAUGGACGAAGGUCUCCUUCAGUAUCAAUCACUGGUUGACCUCAAGCCUAGAGACAUGCGUUUGUUGAGUUGGCAUCACGCCAAUCUCGAAUAUGCGAAUGCUGUCAGCGUCAACCAGCUUAGCUUAAGCGGCUGGGAUCAGGAUAUUGGCAAUGAAUUCGAGGGCGAACAUAGUGAAGUAAUAGGAGGCUAUCAACAAGUCCCGCGCGGUCUAUGGCAAUGUCCCAAUCGAUUGGAUGUCCGCUUUAGCACCCCCAUCAAAGCCGUUCAUUACAAUACCGACGAUCAGCAUAAAGGCAAAGCUGUUAGGAUUGAGUGCGCAAAUGGCGAGUUUUAUGAGGCCGACCAGGUCGUUCUGACCACCCCUCUGGGAGUGCUGAAGUCCGGAUCGAUCAAGUUCGAACCUCCUCUCCCUGACUGGAAGCAGGACGUUAUCGAACGAAUGGGUUUUGGUCUCCUCAACAAGAUUGUUCUGGUGUACGAAAAAGCCUUCUGGGAGCCAGACCGAGACAUGUUCGGCCUGCUCAACAAAGCAGAAGACGAAGCCAGCAUGCGACCCGAAGACUACUCUGCCAAACGUGGAAGGUUCUAUCUCUUCUGGAACUGUAUAAAGACGAGCGGAAAGCCAGUGCUGAUAGCGCUAAUGGCAGGCGACGCUGCUCACUACGCCGAAGCGACAUCGAACGAUCAGCUCGUCAAAGAGGUUACGGACCGGCUCGAUGCGAUGUUCGCACCGAACCACGUUCCUCUGCCGUCAGAAGCGAUUGUAACGCGGUGGAAGAGAGACCCAUUUGCUCGAGGCAGCUACUCAUAUGUUGGGCCAAAGACACAGGCAGGCGACUACGAUGUGAUGGCGCGACCACAUGGCCCACUGCACUUUGCGGGUGAAGCGACUUGUGGCACACAUCCCGCAACGGUGCACGGCGCGUACCUGUCAGGCCUCCGGGUCGCUGCAGAGGUUGCUGAGACAAUUUUGGGGCCCAUCAAGAUACCAAGUCCACUGGUUGAGAAGAAGGUGAUCAAAGUAGAACAAUCUCCAGCGACACCCAGCAUAGAGACGAAGCGCCGAUUCGAGCCCGCCGUUACAACAUCAACACUAAGAGAGGACAAACCUGGGCGGGUACAACGCGACGAAGACUACGAAGCUGCUAUCAUAGGGGCUAUUCUAGACCAAAUUGGUGAACGUCCAAUCAAGCCAGGACGUACAGGUGUCAACCCCUUCCUACUGUUCACCAAAGACUUCUGGUACAUCUGCAAGCAGGAGUGCGAUGACGCUCACAAAGCGAGGACAGGCAACCCCGAGGCCAAAGCACCGAAACAGGAGAUUCGUAAUGCAGUUGGCUUGAGGUGGCGCACAGCAGAGCAAGAAGUCAAACAGCCGUACCUGGACCAAGCCAGUACUGCACGAGACGAUGCGACGGCGAGCACAGCAGACUUUAAAGAACGCGUAGAUACGUGGGACAAGGAAGCUGCACGCAUACGGCGCGAUCCUCCUCCAUCGUCUGCACCCCACCCUUCCCUGCUUGCGCACUACACCCCAGCCAUGAGUUCCUUUUUCAGUCGCAUCAAGUCUGGUGCUCCACCCUUGAGCCCAGCGACCGGCAGCAUACCCGUCAAGAAGGACCCCAACGCGCCCGAGGUCACGCCGCUCGAGAAGCUGCUCCUCAACGCCGGCCCUCUGCGCGGCGACGGCAGCGACAAGUUCUUCGGCUUCGAGAAUGUAACACGUGGUAUGCAUCCGCCUCGCCCACUCCCGCUUCAACCCAUGCUGACUGACUGUCUGCCCACCAGCUACUGCAACUCCAUAGUACAGUGUCUCUACUACUCGGUUCCCUUCCGAGAACAGGUCAUCAACUUCCCCGCCCGCUCGCCCCCAGAAGCCCUCGAGAGGCCCUCAUCAGGCCUGCCCAGACUCAAUACAAACCUCCAAAAUGGCCAGACUUCAGCCCUCUCCCCCACGGGCCGCACAUCGCUCUCCAGCCCAAAUGCGAGAAGUCCCGCAAAGCCUGCAACCACGCCAGGCGCCACCAACCAGCCUCCAGGCACCAAGCCCGAGGACAACAAGGACUCGCCCGAGUACAAGAAGAAGCAGGCCUUGGCCGCUGGCCCUGUGCUGCAGAUGGACUACGAGAACGCAAACGCAUACGGCAUGAACGAAUCGCUGUUUUCAUCACUAAAAGACAUAUUCGAAGCUGUAAUAGCACACAGGUCGCGCAUAGGCGUAGUCAGCCCACACAAGCUUCUGGAGAUACUGCGGCGAGACAAUGAGAUGUUCCGGACGCCCAUGCACCAGGACGCACACGAGUUUCUCAACUUACUGCUCAACGAAGUUGUAGAGAACGUUGAGCAUUACUCCAAGACACGCCCAGCCCAGGUCGAGGACGUGACUGAGAACGAGGAGACAAUGACCGAUGGCGAAGUUGUGACCGCGCGAAACUCAGUAGCCUCUGCAAAGUCGAAUUCUGGAUGGGUACAUGAACUGUUCGAAGGCACAUUAACAUCCGAGACACGAUGUCUCACAUGCGAAAAUACCUCGCAGCGAGACGAGGCAUUCCUGGACCUCUCUGUCGAUCUGGAACAGCAUUCGUCCGUGACGAGCUGUUUGCGCAAGUUCUCAGAAGAAGAGAUGUUAUGUGAGCGGAACAAAUUCCAUUGCGACAACUGCGGAGGCCUGCAAGAGGCGGAGAAGAGGAUGAAGAUUAAGCGGUUACCCAAGAUUCUUGCUUUACAUCUCAAGCGCUUCAAGUACACGGAGGAUCUCCAGCGACUGCAGAAGCUCUUCCAUCGCGUUGUAUAUCCCUUUUACCUCCGGUUGUUCAACACCACCGACGAUGCAGAAGACCCAGAUAGGUUAUACGAGCUUUAUGCAGUAGUGGUCCACAUAGGAGGUGGUCCCUAUCAUGGUCACUACGUAUCCAUCAUCAAGACACAAGAUCGAGGCUGGUUACUCUUUGACGAUGAAAUGGUUGAGCCGGUUGACAAGGCCUAUGUCAGGAACUUCUUUGGUGGAGAGAAUGUCCUGGCUUGCGCCUAUGUCUUGUUCUACCAAGAGACAACAGAAGAAGCCAUGAUGAAGGAGCAAGAAGCCGACGCCCUAGCUGCAGCAGAGCAAGCCGCCAAAAUGACACAGGAAGAAGUCACAACACCGAAAGCGAAUGGUGCCAACGGUCAGGCGUAUCAUGCUUUCAACAAUGCAACGACACCUACGUUGGAAGAGGCCGAUAAGUUCGCGAGCCUCGAUCACGCAGCUACUGCUCCGCCACUUGCCCACGUUGAAACAAACACCGACCAUCACCCAGUCGAACAUACCACAACACAAGUACCUGUCCUCGGUGCGCGGAAAAGCAACCUUGGGCUCUUUGGUAAAGGCAAAGAAGAGAAGGAGCGCAAGGCUCAAGAAAAGGAGCUUGAGAAGCAAGCGAAGCAGAAACGCAAAGAGAUGGAAAUCCAACGACGCGAAAACUACCGCAAACAAGAAGACGAACUUCGUGCAGCGCUCGAAGCUAGCAAAGCAUCAGCGGUGGAAGAGGAGAAGAAGCGCGUUGCGAGUGGCGAGGUGCCACCUCCCACAACUGCUGGUGCGGGAGGCGACAAAGAGAAAGCGGCGAACGGCUUUGGAAGCGUCAAGGGCAUGAGCGGAUUGAGUCGUUUUAGGCAUACCUCGAUGAGUCUCAAAGGCAAACCCAAGUUCUGGGGUAAGGACAAGCAAGACGACGAGCCCAAUCCGCCCGAUACACCGACCACAGACACGGACAAGGACGGCAAGAACCGUUUCAGCUUAGGAAGGAAGAAGAGCACGUUCAAAUUCUAG
Alternaria burnsii is the source of this 5565-nucleotide messenger RNA. Its product is annotated as lysine-specific histone demethylase 1. Gene Ontology annotation, molecular function: cysteine-type deubiquitinase activity; oxidoreductase activity; protein binding. The record is from RefSeq and is a predicted model, not a curated record. Gene Ontology annotation, biological process: protein deubiquitination. NCBI's taxonomy places the organism in Eukaryota, Fungi, Ascomycota, Dothideomycetes, Pleosporales, Pleosporaceae. The transcript has 5 exons. Bases 1 to 5565 code for a protein of 1854 amino acids.